GGAGGAGAUUCGACUGGGAUGGAUAGGGCACGUGUAGGUUGCUUUGAAUUUUGAUGAAAUGGCACUUGGCAGCCAGAUGACGAUGUAAAAUGAUGUGGAAUGAGAGCUGAUGACGAGGACUUGGUUUAUUAUGAUGGACUGUACUAAGGAGAGUAUUGCAGCCAUUGAAUGGAGUCAAGAAGUACCAAUCCAAAGUUCUAGUUCCGUCUUGAUAACUCUUCACAAAGAGUGUAAAAGAUGGGAACAUCUACGAGCAAAGGCCCUUUGUUCAUCAAUGUUUGAAGAGUACAAGAAACACACCGAUGGCGAUUGGGGAUCAUCUUGUGUGGAUGAACUCUUCAUCAGUUUUCUCUUAGACAGGCUUGAGGAAGAUCUGGACGAGGAGGAAAAGUUACAUCCCUGUAAACCACAGAGUGAGGUGGACAGAUCGCAGUCCCAAUACCUACCUGAAGAGCAAGUACAAAGACCAGUGAGACAGAAAUCAUCCAGAGUUUUAAAUCAACAAAAGGAAACAUCUCUCGGGGACAAGAGCAAGGAACUUUCCAAUGAUGAUGACCUGAUUAAACCAGUCAGAAGGAGCAAGCGAUCCACACAAAAGAAGAUUGUGGAAAAAGGAACAGCAGUAAAACUAAGGACAGGACCUACUUCCACCCAGAAGACAAGCAAAUCUGAAAAAACUGAAGACCUUAACCAAAAGCUUGCAAUCAAAAUUGAAAUGGAUACAGUGAAUGAAUCUGCAAGUCCAUUGACACAAGAAGAAGAAUUCUUAAAGACUGCUGGAUGUAGAGACAACUCAUCGAGCGUGUGUGAUCCUCAAGACAGUUCACAAAGCAAAAUGGCAGAAAAAAAAUCAAUAAAACCAAGAACCUCAAAACAAAGAUCUAAAGAUGUGAUGAAAAAGCAGAUGUCCAAGAUUUCCAAAGGAAUCGAAGAAGAUAAGUCUAAAGAGGGCGCCGUAGAAACAAAGAGGAAAAGAGGACGACCAGGGAAGAAUAUGGAUGCUGCUGAAAGGGAGGCAUUGAUAUUCAACAAACGCCUGAAGGAGAUACAGCACCAAGAUCUUCUCAAGAUGUUUACAUGUCGCACCUGCGGUGAGCAGUUUCAUGAAUCAGAGAACCUCCGGAUGCAUACCAUUACCGCCCACCUACCUAUCAGCAUUCCAGAUACCAGUAACACUAACACAAUCAAGGAGGACGGGGAGGAGACACAAUUCACACACAUUGAGAUUGACCUGACCCUUUACCAGCAGGUCAGCGAGGUGGACAUUCAAGAAUUGGCAGUCAUCCUAAAAUGCUGUCCACAGUGCAAUGAGUAUGUUGAAGAUCUUAAAAAUCACCUUGAGACACACAUGGUCAAGAACUACAUCUGCGAAGACUGCGGGAAAGGGUUCGCCUGCCAGAAGCAGCUGAGAGUGCAUAUCGGUUACCACAAGAUUGAUCGGACGGGUGUGAUGCCGUACUCCUGCAAUUUCUGUGAUAGAACAUUCCGUACGAUACAGGCAUUGUGCAUACACCGGCCGCUGCACAGUAAAGCCAGGAAUUAUGUCUGUGAGCAGUGUGGGAAGGCCUUCAAGUCCAACACGAGACUCCAGAAGCACGCCGCAAUCCACGCAAUAAAGAAGCGCUAUUCCUGCUCGUUUUGCGGACGGGGCUUUGCACAGAAAUGUAAUUUGAACCGUCAUCUGCGAAUCCAUACAGGAGAGAAGCCAUAUUGUUGCCAUCACUGCAGUCAGGUUUUUAAUCACAAUGUAAGCCUGAAGAGACACAUGAAGAAAGAUCAUUUUAUUGAGAUGCAAAAUAAUGUCCAACUGCCUGUCAAGGAAGUUGAUGACUUUCCAUUAGGAAGAUUGCCCAUCCAGAAGCUUCUGCUUUGACCCUUUAGAUCCUCAUCAUAAAGUCAUAGAGAUAUUUUUAUACAGACCCGGGUGACUAGUGAAAAUCACUGUUCGACUAGUCGUGCCUCAAUUAAUAGUCGUGACUUCUACACUAGUCGAAUAUCUUUUGAUUUCCAAGAUGCAUUGUGGCAUAUUGUCUGCCGCAGACGCAAUAUAGCAAAAUUCGUUGGAGUGAAGGAUUGUGUCAAUGUCUGAUUGUAAUUCGGAAGUAAAUUAUGUUGUUGUCAAUAGCCGUCAGCCGUUAACCAAGCAGGUAGCGCUACUCUUUUUGUAGUAGUUGUGGCGGUAGAUUAGCCGAGCAGUUGGAAAAUGGUAGUUGCGACCGUCGACUUAACACUCAAUAGCCUCUAGACUCUUGUCACCAAGGCUUAGUUUGUAUCAUGUGGUGGGGGGGAGGGCUGCCUCGAUCACCGAGUCAACACCCAUAAAAGUUCAUUGUACAUGUACCGGUAGUCCUUGUGGUCCUCAUACGGUCAACAAGUCAUCAGUGGACAAAUGGUUAAAGGGAGUGGGCUGCUUUAAUCACAAGUUUUUCUACAGCUCUUCAUGCAGAUUUCCCUUCAUUCAGUCAAACUUCUAAUCCUUGAAGUAUUUUAUUCCAACAUGCAAUAUACAAGACUGUUUAAAGGCGCUGGACACUGUUGGUAAUCGCUCAAAGUAGUGGUAUAAAUCUAAAAAAUCUUACUUGGUAACGAGCAGUGGAGAGCUGUUGAUUUGAUAUUCAUAAAUACCUUAGACAGUUUA
Messenger RNA from Asterias rubens (European starfish), 2638 nucleotides. Its product is annotated as zinc finger protein with KRAB and SCAN domains 8-like. The record is from RefSeq and is a predicted model, not a curated record. Lineage: Eukaryota; Metazoa; Echinodermata; Asteroidea; Forcipulatida; Asteriidae. The transcript is spliced from 6 exons. Bases 110 to 1873 code for a protein of 587 amino acids.